This is a messenger RNA of Anopheles bellator, 979 nucleotides long. Its product is annotated as caspase-1-like. The transcript has 2 exons. NCBI's taxonomy places the organism in Eukaryota, Metazoa, Arthropoda, Insecta, Diptera, Culicidae. The record is from RefSeq and is a predicted model, not a curated record. The coding region runs from base 1 to 873 and encodes 290 amino acids. Gene Ontology annotation, biological process: proteolysis. Gene Ontology annotation, molecular function: cysteine-type endopeptidase activity.
AUGAAUCCCGACGUAACCGAUUCGCGAACGCUCCAGGGGGCCACAACUGCCGACGGCCUGCCGGCUGUCCGUACGCAGGUGCAAUCCGUCCCAGAGCAUUGCAAGUACAAAAUGACCCACGAACAUCCUGGCGUCGCCCUCAUCUUCAACCAGGCGAGAUUUAGAAAUGCACCAGAGCGCCAAGGCAGUGACAAAGAUGAGGACGAUCUUACGAAAGCUUUACUUGUCCUCCGAUUCAAAGUUCGCGUGUAUAUUGACCUAACGGAGCAGAUGGUGUUUGAAACGCUGAAAGAUGUUUCGAAAGAAGACCACAGCCAGCACGAUUGCCUGGUGGUGGUUAUGAUGACCCACGGCGAAACCGGAACGCUGCUGGCGGCGGAUACACAUGACACCAACAGACCCCCGUACAAAGUGGAGCGCUUGUGGGAACACUUCGCCGACGAUGCUUGUCCGGGUCUGGUGGGGAAGCCGAAACUGGUGUUCAUUCAAGCUUGCCACAGGAAGCAUGUAAACACCGGCGUGAAGACUCGAUCGAAGUGCGUUGCGAAAGCGAUCGACGCGAGGGGGUCGCCGGAAGAUAGGGGCGAAGUUUACUCCAUUCCGACCAUGCCCGACUUGCUGGUGGUGUACUCUACCUACGACGGCCACUACUCGUGGCGCAAACGCACCAGCGGAUCCUGGUUCAUUCAGUCACUCGUCCGCAGCCUGACCAAGUAUGGAUCCACGUUGGAUGUGCUGAGUCUGCUUACCGUCGUGCUGCGAAACGUUGCGUGCGGCUACAAAUCUCGCGUUCCGGAAUACCCGUACAUGGACAAAAAGAAGCAAAUGCCGUGCAUCGUGUCCACACUCACCAAAGCUCUCUACUUCCGUUAGAUGCGUUCUUUGAGCACGCAAAUUGCUAUAUUUUGUACUAACUUUUCGAGCAGUUUCUUCCCAUGACCGGAAAUCUAGUUUUGUUAACGGUGGUGGUGACUCUUAC